UUUUGUGGAUGAGGCAGAGUUGACAAGUGUCAUUUGCAUGGCCUUAUACGAAAUUUCAAAUCAUCCUUUUCCAACACACACUGCCUCCUCCCUUUCUCAUCAUCUCCCUCCCUCUCUCCUUCUCCCUCCAAAUCAGUCUCUCUCAAAACAGACCAUCUCUUCACCUAUCUUUGUACACAGUCUCUCUCUCUCUCUCUCUCUCUCUCUGAACCUCUCUGUCUCUGUUACCAUGGCAGUAGCAGAGCUAUCAACACCUUUAUACACAAAGACCCGCCUUGUUCACUCAUCCCAGCUCUCAUUCUCCUCGACCCAUCUCCGCGGUCACAGGCGUGUCGCUUUUCGACCGCUCCCUCAGGCUAAAAAUGCCAGAAUAUCUUGCUCUGUUGCACCCAAUCAAGUUCAAGCUCCUGCUGCUCCGCCACAAACCGUGGACCCGAAGAACAAGGCUGAGUGCUUUGGCGUCUUCUGCCUCACCUAUGAUCUCAAAGCUGAAGAAGAAACAAAAUCCUGGAAGAAAUUAAUUAAUAUUGCAGUAUCAGGUGCAGCUGGGAUGAUAUCUAAUCAUUUACUCUUUAAACUUGCAUCCGGUGAGGUUUUUGGGCCAGACCAACCUAUUGCAUUGAAGCUAUUGGGAUCUGAAAGGUCGUUACAAGCUCUUGAAGGAGUUGCAAUGGAAUUGGAAGAUUCACUAUUUCCGUUGUUGAGGGAGGUCAGCAUAGGCAUUGAUCCAUAUGAGGUGUUCCAAGAUGCAGGAUGGGCACUUUUAAUAGGGGCAAAACCUCGAGGUCCUGGAAUGGAAAGAGCUGGCUUGUUGGAUCUAAAUGGGCAGAUUUUCGUCGAGCAGGGAAAAGCUCUUAAUGCCGUAGCAUCACGUAAUGUCAAAGUGAUAGUAGUUGGCAACCCUUGUAACACAAAUGCACUCAUUUGUUUAAAAAAUGCUCCAAACAUACCUGCAAAAAAUUUUCAUGCUUUGACACGGCUGGAUGAAAACAGAGCCAAAUGUCAGCUAGCCCUCAAAGCAGGUGUCUUCUAUGAUAAAGUGUCAAACAUGACCAUCUGGGGAAAUCACUCAACCACUCAGGUUCCAGACUUCUUAAAUGCUAGAAUUAAUGGCUUGCCUGUCAAAGAGGUCAUCAAGGAUAAAAAAUGGUUGGAGGAGGAGUUUACUGAAAGCAUCCAGAAGAGAGGAGGUGUGCUCAUCCAAAAAUGGGGAAGAUCUUCAGCCGCAUCAACUGCCGUGUCAAUUGCAGAUGCUAUAAAGUCUUUGAUUACUCCUACCCCCGAGGGCGAUUGGUUUUCAUCUGGAGUUUACACCACCGGAAAUCCCUAUGGUAUAGCAGAGGAUAUAGUAUUCAGUAUGCCAUGCAGAUCUAAAGGAGACGGUGAUUAUGAACUUGUGAAGGACAUACAAUUUGAUGACUAUCUUCUCAAGCGAAUAAAGAAGACUGAAGCUGAGUUACUAGCUGAGAAAAGAUGUGUCGGUCACCUUACUGGGCAGGGUAUUCCUGUUUGUGAUUUACCCGAGGAUACGAUGCUUCCUGGAGAGAUGUAAUCCUAAGCAGAUACCUCUACGUCUCGAGAACAUUUAAUUGAGCAGAUGAGGCAAAUUAUACAAAAAUUAUUUAUGUAGUGUAAGCAUGAGAAUAAAUCAGAGGGAAUAAUGUAACUCAUUAAAUUUUGUGAUUGUAAUAAGUUUCUGUUGUGGACCCUGGAUCUUGAACAUUGAUGCCUACUUCUGCUUGUUGAGUUGUAGCCUAGAUGUAAUGCAAGUAGUGGCAAAUAACUGUAUAUUCAGAAAUGCCUAUGUUAUUCAUCAUCCAUUGUAUAAGCUGAUUGCCCCAAGUGGCUAUUAAGUGCCUACUAUGGGCUUCUCU
Prunus persica (peach) is the source of this 1874-nucleotide messenger RNA. Its product is annotated as malate dehydrogenase [NADP], chloroplastic. Lineage: Eukaryota; Viridiplantae; Streptophyta; Magnoliopsida; Rosales; Rosaceae. Gene Ontology annotation, molecular function: L-malate dehydrogenase (NADP+) activity; L-malate dehydrogenase (NAD+) activity. The transcript has 14 exons. The record is from RefSeq and is a predicted model, not a curated record. Gene Ontology annotation, biological process: tricarboxylic acid cycle; malate metabolic process; oxaloacetate metabolic process. The coding region runs from base 38 to 1552 and encodes 504 amino acids.